This is a messenger RNA of Serpula lacrymans var. lacrymans S7.9, 3940 nucleotides long. RefSeq lists its product as uncharacterized. Bases 1526 to 3778 code for a protein of 750 amino acids. The record is from RefSeq and is a predicted model, not a curated record. The transcript is spliced from 15 exons. Gene Ontology annotation, biological process: glycerol-3-phosphate metabolic process. NCBI's taxonomy places the organism in Eukaryota, Fungi, Basidiomycota, Agaricomycetes, Boletales, Serpulaceae. Gene Ontology annotation, molecular function: glycerol-3-phosphate dehydrogenase (quinone) activity. Gene Ontology annotation, cellular component: mitochondrion; glycerol-3-phosphate dehydrogenase (FAD) complex.
AGAUGCUGUCGUCAACAGGUCCCUGGCACUCAACGAGCCUGUUAUUUAUGUUGGCUUCAACUAUCGCUUGAACGGCUUUGGUUUUUUGGGUGGGCAAGAAGUUAUGGAUGCAAGAGUAGGAAAUCUCGGUCUUCAAGACCAACGUCAGGCCUUGAGAUGGGUGCAGAAGUACAUCGGCUCAUUCGGUGGUGACCCCCAGUAAAGUCACAAUCUGGGGCGAAAGCGCAGGUUCUACUUCUAUUGCAUACCACAUGAUCACAAAUGGAGGUGAUAACGAAGUAGCUUGAAGGGUGGCCAUCCAUACUACGACGCUUUAGUCAGGGAUACGGGUUGCUCGAAUUCGUCUGACACUCUGCAAUGCCUCCGAGAAGCACCUUACGAUAUUCUCAAGAGCGCGAUUGAUAAGGUUCCUACCUUUUAUGAUUAUCAGGUAUGGUGUUGCUUGUGGACACCACUGGAUUGUGGAGCUGAUAUGGUGAUCUGCACAACCCUCAAACUCUGGUCAAAGAAGGUUCCGUGGCGAGUGUACCUUUUGUUAAUGGAAACUGUGACGAUGAAGCCACUCCUUUCUCCUAUUCCACGCUCAACAUCACGACUGAGCAGGAGCUUCGAGACUAUGUUACGACUUACUGGUCACGUCAUGCGUCUAACUCGACAUUGGACAAAUUUAUGGAACUGUACCCUGUCACCUCCGCAGACGGCUCUCCUUUUGAUACUGGAUAUAACAACGCCGUGACACCCCAGUUCAAGCGUAUAGCCGCCUUCCUUGGUGAUAUCAAUUUUCAAGGACCUCGCCGAUUCCUCUUGCAAGCACGCUCAGGUCACCAGAAGAUCUGGUCUUUCCGUGAGUCGGGUUAGGUGCUGUAAGUGAUGUUCCAGCACUACGCAAGACACGUACAGAAAGGAGGGUAUCGAGUUUGUGACGCAGAUGAUGUUGGAUGAUCCCUUGCCAUGAUUGGUGACAGUAUGGACUGGUGUUUCCCUUCUUUGAUUCUGAUCUUUUGGUUGCACAUUCGUUUGAUAACUCUAUGUAUUACUUUGUAUCAUCGUUAUUACAAUGUCUCUUUGAGAUAAGCUUUGACAAGUGUGAGAUCUUUUGAAGCGCCCGCUUCGUCGGCGUGUCGGUAAACGUAGGUAGUAAUGCACGGACCGACCGGUCCGUAGUGGCGGACACCUUUGAACAUGAUAUUGUAAUAGCGGAAUAUACUAUACGAUGGCUAAUGAUUUCAGGAUCCAGGAUAUUCCAUCCACAGCCCUGUUUCCUCAACGACCAACAUUUUCUGUGUUUUUCUUCUGAUUUUUAGUCGACAUUUGCUGUGGUUCGAACGUGCGUCUAGCGAGUGGAAGUUUCACGCUCGGCCGUUUGUCUGUUCCCGGACCGUUCAUGACGUCCAUCCGAAGUUACCUGCAUUCCGUUCCAAGGGGAUUGUCCUCAAAAAGCUAACGGUCUCUUUAUUUCUCCCUCCAUCCCAAGGGCCCCACCACACUAACUGUGUCCAUCGUCGACGACGACGACGUGCACGCCAUGUCCGCCCUGCGACGCGCCCUCUUCUCACGCAAAACUCUAGCCUAUGUCUCCACCGGAACCUUGGUUGCCGCUGGCGGUGGUUAUUGGUACUUGAACUCUGGCCCAGCAUAUCCUGCGUCUAGCAAGGAGACGCGCAGGCCCCCGCCGCCAUGGACACCGCCGUCGAGAGAGUAUAUGUUGGAUGCAUUGCGCAAGUCAUCGUCCACGCCUGAAGAGGAGUUUGAUCUACUCAUUGUUGGAGGAGGCGCGACAGGUGCUGGUGUCGCGGUUGAUGCCGUGAGUAGGGGACUAAAGGUUGCUCUUGUCGAAAGGGAUGACUUUAGUGCAGGCACAUCUUCGAAAUCAACAAAGUUGGUCCACGGAGGCGUGCGUUACCUGCAGAAAGCUGUCCUAGAACUCGAUUAUGAACAAUACAAACUCGUACGGGAAGCACUGCACGAACGUCGUAUUUUUUUGCAGACCGCUCCUUAUCUUUCGUCAAUGUUGCCUAUAAUGUUGCCUAUCUAUAAGUAUUGGCAAGUGCCAUAUUAUUGGGCUGGUUGUAAGAUGUAUGAUGUGCUGGCUGGAAAGGAGAAUAUGGAGACUUCCUAUGUUAUGAGUAAAGGUAAAGCUCUAGAAACAUUCCCUAUGUUGAAGAGUGAUGGCCUUGUCGGUGCUCUUGUUUACUAUGAUGGUCAACAUAACGAUUCGCGGAUGAACGUCGCUCUCAUAAUGACAGCGGUCAAACAUGGUGCUGUUGUGGCCAACUAUUGCGAGGUUUCCGACCUACACAAAGGUGGGAAUGGGAAUCUCAGCGGUGCACGCGUAAAAGACAAACUGACAGGUAAAGAAUGGAAUGUUCGCGCUAAAGGUAUCGUCAAUGCCACAGGCCCCUUUUCGGACACACUGCUCACCCUCGAUAAUCCCUCGCACAAGCCAAUUGUUCAACCAUCUUCUGGCAUCCAUAUCACUCUUCCGAAUUACUACUCUCCUCGAACUAUGGGUCUGCUCGAUCCGGCUACCUCCGACGGACGCGUGAUCUUCUUCUUACCUUGGCAAGGCAACACAAUAGCAGGCACCACUGACUCUCCGGCACCUGUUGAAAACGAACCACGCGCUCAAGAGGAGGAGAUUCGAUGGGUACUUGAGGAGGUUCGACGGUAUCUCUCCCCCGACAUCAAAGUUCGCCGUGGAGACGUGCUGAGUGCGUGGAGUGGAUUGCGGCCUCUCGUUCGCAAUCCAAAUGCGUCGAGCACGGAGGGACUUGUAAGAAAUCAUAUGAUACACGUUUCGGAUUCAGGCUUGGUGACCAUUGCGGGAGGCAAGUGGACGACAUAUCGAGCUAUGGCUGAAGAAACCGUUGAUGUGGCCAUUAAGGCAUUUGGACUUGAGAGCAGGGUAAAGAAUGGAUGUGUCACGGAACAAUUAAGGCUGGUCGGUAGUGAUGGCUGGAGUCGAAACAUGUUCAUUGGUCUGAUUCAAAGAUUUGGUCUCGAAACAGAAGUCGCAAAACACCUUUCGGAUAACUACGGUGAUCGCGCAUGGACUGUAUGUUCGUUGGCUCACCCGACCGGCGAGACGUGGCCUCUACAUGGUGUACGAUUGAGUCGCAACUAUCCCUUCAUCGAAGCUGAGGUACGAUACGCUGUACGACACGAGUACGCCCAAACAGCCGUCGACGUUAUCGCACGCCGUACACGUCUUGCAUUCCUUAAUGCGCAGGUUGCUCUAAAUUCUCUCCCUCGAGUCAUUGAGAUCAUGGCGGAAGAGCUGCACUGGACUCGCGCGCAAGAGAGACGUGAGCUCGAGCGUGCGGUCGCAUUCCUCGGAAGUAUGGGCCUGGCUCCUGGCACUGCGGUCCCAGAACUUGGUCCCCGAAGUACUGUUGAGCGUCUGGAAAACACGGUAUGGAGCAUGGUCGGGGCUGAUGUACCACCAGCAAAGAGGCACGAUAUCAUGUACAGUCGUGCGCAGUUUGACGCGGGUGAACUGGACGGUCUAAAAGAAGCGUUUGGGAAGCGUGCAGUUUCCGUAUCUUCAAAAGACGAGCAAAGACCUGGCGCACAGGAGAAGCGAUUGAGCAAACGCGAUUUACCAGAAGUAUUGAAGGGGCUGCCGACGUAUGAAGGAAUACGGGCGAAAGACUACGACUAUGUUUUCCUUGAGGCUGGAUUUGCCCAUCAAAUCGACGUUGAUUUUGAUGAGUUUGUAGAGGUACGUUGGUUCAGACUGUUUUACAGCCGACCUGAGGUAUUGACUUUCCUGUUUUAGAUUUGUGGAAGCCUGAAGGAAAUAUCGUUUGGUCCUUCUUCGAAGAAAGUUGCCAAGGCGGAGAGGAUGCGGAUACCUGUGGAGAAGAGUGGCGGCGGCGUCUAAACCUGUUUCUAGUGAAUCAUGCUACAAAUUCGUUCUCUAUCUGUUCGAAUGUGAUCU